Molecule: messenger RNA, 1782 nt
Organism: Nematostella vectensis (starlet sea anemone)
Lineage: Eukaryota; Metazoa; Cnidaria; Anthozoa; Actiniaria; Edwardsiidae
Product: CD166 antigen
Exons: 10
Coding region: 695-1705 (336 amino acids)
Cellular component (GO): plasma membrane
Source: RefSeq, a predicted model, not a curated record
ACAUUUUAACUACAGUGUUUACUCCCUGUUGAGCCCAGGAGCGAUCUUCUUCGAUGGGUUCAAUUCAUCUCGUAUUCCUUGUUGGUGCCUUGCUGUGCCUAAUUAUAACUUCAACAGAUGCAUCACUUACUACAUGGCAGUGGCAGUACAACACGUCCGUCUGCUUCGACGAUGGCGAGAACGCCACACUAACAUGGCGAGUGACUCUGAACUCGGGGGAAGAGAUCGGAGCUGUGUCUAUCUGGCAACAGCAUGUAAAGGCGGGUGGAUCACCGGUCCAGAUGUAUGGAACGAUUUCAGGGAAAGAGCCAGCGUUCAGUGAUCGAGUAAUGUCGUUAUCGUACUCGGGUUCAUCUCCCGUGUAUGAUGUGGUGUUUACACUGAAGGUUAACAACAGCAAGGAUGGAUUUGGAACCAUACAGCUACAGUGUCAAAGUGCAGGUUCCACCCAGCAGUGUUAAUAUAACCCCAUCAAGCCCUACCGUGACCGAGCAUGACCAAGUGAACCUGACGUGUUCAGCUGAUGGUACUCCUCCACCAACCUUCACAUGGAUCAGCCCUCAGGGGCACAUCGUAGCACACGGACCGUCCUACACCAUUCCCAUGGUGCACCGCGACAUGUCAGGGUCUACACGUGCGUGGCUACUGACGGAUGUGAACGGAACCACACCAGGGGUGCGACACUUGCAGUGAGAUGCAAACCAAAAACACACGUCUUUAUCCACUGGCGAGCUCAUACUGUCGUGGCUCCACUAUUUCUUUCAACUGUUCGGCGACAGGGAAUCCGCGCGUCAUCCAGUACUCGCUGUAUCUUAACAACCGUCACUCGUCAAGUAGAAUGGACGGAGUCUUUAAAGACAUUUUACUUGACACUCUGGGCGAACAGUUGUUUACUUGUAUUCCAAACAACACUGUUGUAGCUGGACAAAAUACCACUGCUACAACAAUUGUGCAAGAAUUUUAUUCGUCCGUAUCCAUUGCGCCUGCGCGUACCAUCACAACAAGCGAGGGCUCGUACGUGCAGAUGACGUGCUCUGCUAGUGCUGUUGAUCUGUCAAGUAUCAACUGGAUCAAAGAUAGCGUCCCUCAAGGGAAGGGCCCAAAGCUCACGUUCCCCUCCAUAAGCAGAGAUCAAGGGGGAGUGUAUAACUGUACUGUGAUUGAAGGAUGUGGUUCAGCAUCAACGGAUAUUGCUGUUUACUUUGUAGAUAUGGAGAGGUAUUCACUCAAAUGUAUAACGUCACCAGCUGUCAUUAUCACCAUAGAAACAAACAAGACCCCUCCCCCUGACAUGAUCUGUGUGACAGAAGGAAAAACGUUACUAUCAAAACUGACUAACAAAACUGGAAGAAAAGUCACUUACGAAGUAGAAUUAGCAAGUCUAGACGAAGCUGAGGUGACAUGUCACGCGGAAGGUUUCACUGGAUCUCGGCAACAAUUCACUGUGGUCGCCGCGGCCUCUGGGCAGAAAAGAAAUGGAAGUUUCCGGAUAAAUAACGGCAAACACCCACCUAGCGAUCAAAUGAAAACAAGCAUCGAAAAACUGGUACAAGAGAGCGUCGAUGCCACUUGUAUGACUAAGGUUUCUUUGAUCUAUGGACCCGGUAGUCUAAUCGUGUACGUAACCCUGACACGUCUCAGAUCCAUUUGCAUCUCUCAAGAAUGGCUUGCUACAAAAUGCGCCGAGAUACAACUUAACGAUUGAACCGACGAGUGUUAAAAUGCAGCAAGUGAAAACUCCACAGUUGCCAAAGUUUGAUGACGUCAAUCCUACCCAUCAAA